AUGGGACCCCUGCCCACCUCCCCGGUGGCACUUCACUGCCCCCCAGCCUGUGCAGGCAGCCUGAGGACGGCGGGAUCAGGACGCCCCCAGGCGGGGAGGGCGGGCUGUCCGCCCCAGCAAGCUGGUCCUGGCCCAGCCCCCUCCCCCCGCGGGGUGUCUCUCCCUCCAGCUCCUCUCCCCGGGGGGUCUGCCUCCCGACCCGCCUCAUCUGCGCUCCGUCAGGGGGAGGCCUGGAACUCGCGGUGGGCGAUACCGCAAGUAGGACCCGUGCUGGGAGCCUGGGCCAGAGGAAGGGGAAAGGGCCGCCAGGAACCCCCCCCCCCCCCCACCCGUCCGCUGGGCUCAGCUGAACCAAGCGGUCCCGGCGCCGCCGCCCCCCACGCACUGCGCUCACUCGCUGCACAACAGUGCGCCCACGCGGCCGCAGACGGAACUGCAGGUGGCGACCGUAAACCUCUCUGCGCAAUGUUUUCUUAG
This is a messenger RNA of Rangifer tarandus platyrhynchus (Svalbard reindeer), 477 nucleotides long. The record is from the annotation of a GenBank genome assembly. Lineage: Eukaryota; Metazoa; Chordata; Mammalia; Artiodactyla; Cervidae.